GGAGGCUUCUCCCCCGAGCCGCCGCUCUCCUCCACCUGCCAGUGUGCAACCUCCGCCCAGCCUUCGCCCACCCCUGUUCCCUCCCCUCCCCCGCGCGCCUCUGUUCACUUAGACUCAUCUCUCUCCUCUCCCCUCCUCCUCCUCCCUCUUGCCUUUCUCCCCCACUUUUCUCCUCUUUUUUUCUCUUAUCUCUCCUUUUUGUAUUCUCUCCCCCCUCGCGGCCCGGCUCGCUUCUCUCCUCCUCCGGGCCGCAGGGGAGGAGGUAAACGAGCUGCGCCCGGGGCCUGCGCCGCACAGUGGGAGGCGUUUCUCCUACUUCUCGCGGGUAAUUUGGAGGGAUCGUAUGUGCGCGCGCGCGCGCGUGAGCUUCAGGCGAAAAGGGGUAGGAUCCAGCGCCCAUCUGAGAGGGUCGGGGUCUUUGACGUUCCUCACCAGCAGCACAAACCUCCCAGAACAAGUGUGAGUGUGGGUGAGAGUGCGCGCGCGCGCACGGGCUGGCUGCGCUUGGCACGCUUGGUGGCCCGGGGCCCCAGGGCCCGGGGGCCCGCCUGGCGGCCCGGGAUUACCGUGACGUCACAUUGAGCCUUUGGCCACCUUGGACUGGGACACCUCGGGAGCCGCACAGCCCCGCGCCGCGCCUCACCUUGCCUCGCCACAGCGCGACUUUGGGAACCCGCAUCCUCUCCCUUUCCUUGCCCAUCCAUGGGCCCUUCUGUCUUCCGGACCACGCGGGCCGGAGGGGCGCCUUCUGGAGCGCAGGGCUCGGCAGCCGGACUGCCCUCGGCUCUGCCUCCAGUCGUGCCAAGCGGGCGGAGGACCCGGCGCUGGGCACCCGCAGCCGUGUAAGGAACCGAGGCGGCGCACGGCUGGAGGCUCAGAAUCGCGGGGCUGAGGCGGGAACUCGCAAGAGAAGAAGGAGGCGGUCCAGGGACAGCCACCAUGUCCUUCCCGCACUUUGGACACCCGUACGGCAGCGCUUCCCAGUUUCUGGUGUCUGCAAGUUCCAGCGCCACUUGCUGCGAAUCCGCCCCGCGCUCCGUCCCAGAUGUGGCCUCAGGCUCCACCCCGGCGGCCGCUCUCUGCUGCGCAUCCUACGACAGUCGGCUGCUGGGCAGUGCGCGGCCGGAGCUGAGCGCGGCCUUGGGCAUCUAUGGAUCCCCAUACGCCGCCGCCGCAGCUGCUCCGAGCUACCCAGGCUACCUGCCCUACAGCCCAGAGCCGCCCACGCUGUACGGGGCGCUGAAUCCACAGUAUGAAUUUAAAGAGGCUGCAGGGAAUUUUACACCUGGCCUGGCGCACCCAGGAGCCUAUUAUCCCUAUGAGCCGACUCUGGGGCAGUACCAGUAUGAACGGUAUGGAGCAGUGGAGUUGAGCGGCACGGGCCGACGGAAGAACGCCACCCGGGAGACCACGAGCACGCUCAAGGCCUGGCUCAACGAGCACCGCAAGAACCCCUACCCCACCAAGGGCGAGAAGAUCAUGCUGGCCAUCAUCACCAAGAUGACCCUCACCCAGGUGUCCACCUGGUUCGCCAACGCGCGCCGGCGCCUCAAGAAGGAGAACAAGAUGACGUGGGCGCCCAAGAACAAAGGCAGCGAGGAGAGGAAGACUGAGAGUGGAACAGAGGAGUCCCUGGGCUGCCUGAACUGUGACACCAAAGAUGGAACUGCCAGCCAGGAGGCUCGAGGGCUCCGGCUGAGUGACCUGGAAGACCUGGAGGAAGAGGAGGAGGAGGAGGCCGAAGAACAGGAGGCAGUGGCCACAGCUGCGGACAGGCUGGCUGAGUUCCAUAAAGACUCGCAGUCGCUGCCCGCGUACUGCGCCGCCGCUCGGGAGGCCCGGCUGCAGCCCCGGGAGUGCGGCCUGGCGGCGCGCCCCUUCUCGUUCCCGGAGCCCCUGGGGUCGGGAGAAGCUGACUUCCUGCGGGCCGAGCCCGGGGGCCCCACGUUGACCAUGCACUUCCCCUGCAGCGAGAAACCGCGCAUCUGGUCUCUGGCGCACACUGCGGCCGCCGCCGGCGCGGUCGAAGGUGCAGCUCCGACCCCUCCCAGGCCGCGAAGUCCCGAGUGCCGUCUGAUUCCGGGACAGCCUGCAGGCGCGGGCGACCGGCCCGCCGUCCCCAGAGACUCCGCGUACGCAGAGUCUUCCCGAGGAGCCAAAGCCUUUGGAAACCGCCUCUUUGCCCCGCAGGGGCUGCCGAUGGACUGUGCGCCGUGCCCGCGGCGGAGGGAGCCCGCAGUGCCCUACCAGUACCCGUCUGGAGCAGAAGCAGGUUAGCGCAAUGGCUGCGAUUUGCGGAAGGAUCUUGGAAAGAAGCCCUACUUUUCGAACUCACUUCCAUGGUCAGAAGCUGGGAGACCUGGCCAGGGGCUUGGGAGGGCUCUCACUUCACCUAAGAGACAGACAAAACACACAGAAACCCUUCUACCGGCUCUUCUUGCACUCAGAGCUGGGAGUGGCAGGCGGACGUGCAACGCGUCAGACCCGCUGGGAGGCGGUGGCGCCAGGGCACCUUGGGGAAGGCCAAGUGGGAAGGCUGGGCGAGUCUGCCCUGUGCACCCACUCGGUACACCAAGUCUCCCUCCCUCCUCUUGAUACAGGGUCUGAAGCAACUCCUUCUCCUGCUCACCCCCACCCCGCCCCCUUUCACUGUGUAAUUUCAACGCUAACCUGGCCCCUAAGGACCACCUGGGUCUUCUCCUCCUCCCCAUUCCUUGUGUCCUCAAAAAUAAUCAAACCAAA
This is a messenger RNA of Leptonychotes weddellii (Weddell seal), 2742 nucleotides long. Lineage: Eukaryota; Metazoa; Chordata; Mammalia; Carnivora; Phocidae. The record is from RefSeq and is a predicted model, not a curated record.